UGACGUAACAUGGCGGCUUCCGGCGCGUUCCGUGGUGUUUCACAUUGGUCCUUCACCCAUUCAUUUGUCCAGAAAUAAAGUUGUAUAUUCUCAUUUAUUCGACACGAAGCCUGUGUUUUAUGAGCUGCAAUGGUUUCUUUGAAGCGAGAAAGAGAAGAUGAGGUGGACGAAGACGACGACGAGGAGGACGGAGUGCCAGUCAAAAUAGGACGAGGACGUGUAGUAGAAGAUCGGAGAAGCCGGCACUGUCCAUAUCUUGACACCAUAAACAGGAGUGUGUUGGACUUUGACUUUGAGAAGCUCUGCUCCAUCUCUCUCUCCCACAUCAACGUGUAUGCCUGUCUUAUAUGCGGGAAGUACUUUCAAGGCCGAGGUCUGAAAUCCCACGCGUACACCCACAGUGUCCAAUUCACCCACCAUGUGUUCCUCAAUCUGCACACGCUCAAGUUUUAUUGUCUGCCGGACAACUAUGAGAUCAUUGACUCUUCUUUAGAGGACAUCACGUAUGUGCUGAAGCCAACAUUCACCAAGCAGCACAUUUCAGGUCUUGACAAGCAGGGCAAACUUUACAGAGCCUAUGAUGGAACCACCUACCUGCCAGGGAUUGUUGGCCUCAACAACAUCAAAGCCAAUGACUAUGCCAAUGUGGUCUUACAGGCCUUUUCCAACGUUCCACCACUGCGGAACUACUUUCUGGAGGAAGAAAAUUACAGAGGGAUCCGCAGACCACCGGGAGACAUCAUGUUCCUCUUGGUGCAGCGCUUUGGCGAGCUGAUGCGCAAACUUUGGAAUCCAAGAAACUUCAAGGCCCACGUGUCACCCCAUGAGAUGCUCCAGGCUGUGGUGCUUUGCAGCAAGAAAAACUUCCAAAUCACCAAACAAGGUGACGCUGUAGACUUUAUGACUUGGUUUUUAAAUGCUCUGCAUGGCGCUCUUGGAGGCACAAAGAAAAAGCCAACAAUCAUUACAAAAGCAUUUCAAGGCUCCAUGCGAAUUUUCUCAAAGAAACUACCACACCCGGAUUUGACGCCAGAGGAGAAGGAUGCGCUGCUCUUGACGGAGGAGUACCAGGAGCAGAUGUCUGAGUCAACGUUCUUAUUCUUGACGCUUGACCUUCCCACUGCCCCGUUGUACAAGGAUGAAAAGGAGCAGCUUAUUAUACCACAGGUCCCUCUCUUCAACAUCCUGUCCAAGUUUAAUGGCGGUACAGAGAAGGAGUACAAAACUUACAAGGAAAAUUUCCUGAAAAGGUUCCAGCUGACCAAACUUCCACCGUACCUCAUCUUUUGCAUCAAAAGGUUCACAAAGAAUAACUUCUUUGUUGAAAAGAACCCCACCAUAGUCAACUUCCCCAUCACGAAUGUUGACCUUCGUGAGUACUUGACAGAAGAGGCCCAAAUCACGGAGAAGAACACAACUUAUGACCUUGUUGCUAACGUCGUGCAUGAUGGGAAACCAACUGAAGGAGCCUACAGAAUACAUGUCUUGCAUCAUGGAACUGGGAAGUGGUACGAGAUGCAGGACCUUCAAGUGAUUGACAUCCUUCCGCAGAUGAUUACACUAUCAGAGGCCUACAUACAGAUUUGGAAGAGACAGGAGAGUGGUAAGGACACAAACAACCACACAGGUGCGUAGGGGUUGAAAGGAGCAUCACAAGAUAAAGACAGGACAUUUUACUUAGUCACAAACAAAAAAUUUGGAAUCAUGUUCUUUUUUUCCCCACAGUUUGUAUUUUUAUUAUGACGUUUCUAAAUAAACCUGCUUCUACCUGU
Nerophis lumbriciformis (worm pipefish) is the source of this 1772-nucleotide messenger RNA. It is a transcript of the gene usp39, whose product is annotated as ubiquitin specific peptidase 39. The record is from RefSeq and is a predicted model, not a curated record. NCBI's taxonomy places the organism in Eukaryota, Metazoa, Chordata, Actinopteri, Syngnathiformes, Syngnathidae. Gene Ontology annotation, biological process: spliceosomal complex assembly; protein deubiquitination; mRNA processing. Gene Ontology annotation, molecular function: cysteine-type deubiquitinase activity; zinc ion binding.